CGCGGGGCAACGUUACGUAAAGCUGUACGUCACAGCAGCGGGAGUGAAAAGAGCGCGCCACCUGCAGGCCGGAGGAGAAGUCCGGUUCUCCUCACACCUCCGGGACCUGCCGCCGCGUGUUUACCGGGAGGGCAGCGCGCGAGACGCUGACUUAUGCGAGGCGUGAAUUUCCGGAGUGAAAGGUCUCGUGGUUGAUUGGAGAUGCCGGUCCAGAUCCCGGACGACUCGGACUUCUCUUCGUUCAGGGAUCAGUGUCUGAGCGUGGACGGAUGGACGAGCCGCUACAACAAAAGCGGCGUGACGGUGUGGUGCCGCGAGGAGGAGAGCUGCACGGUGCAGAAGCUCAAGAUGAGGAUCAUAUGUAAAGAUGUACCAGCAGAGACGCUGUACGACGUCCUCCACGACACCAGCUACCGCAAGAAAUGGGACACCAACAUGAUCGAGACGUACGACAUCGGCAGGCUGACGGUGAACGCCGACGUCGGAUAUUACUCCUGGAAAUGUCCUGCACCUCUGAAGAACAGGGACUUUGUGACAAUGAGAUCUUGGCUCCCGCUUGGAAACGACUUCUUGAUCAUCAACUACUCCGUCAAACACCCGCAACAUCCUCCCAAGAAGGACUAUGUCCGAGCUGUUUCACUGCUGACAGGAUACCUGAUCCAGUCCAACGGAACCACUGGCUCCACCCUCUACUACCUGACCCAGGUGGACCCCAGAGGAUCUUUACCAAAGUGGGUGGUGAACCGAGUGUCUCAGUUUGUGGGUCCGAAGGCUAUGAGGAAGAUCUACAAGGCGUCCCUGAAGUACCCGGAGUGGAAGCGGAAACACAAUCCGACCCUGAAGCCGUGGAUGUUUCCGGAGCAGAACACACUGCCAUCCAUCAGCGUCUCGGAGCUGACGCUGCAGCGCGCCGACUCUCUGGAGAACAUCGACGAGAGCAGCAUUAGCCAGGAGAAGACGCCGCUCAGCGACGACGAGGAGACUUAGACGUCCACAGACUCUCAGCAGGACCGUCCAUCUCUCAUUUCCUGUUUGUUUGUUUGUUUGAGAUAAACCGAAGUUAGAGACGUGUCUGACUGGCAGUGAACGCCUCACGCUGCUUCACUUCUUGUCACUCUGAUGUUCUGGACUUCAGUUGCUAUCCACACCGUCUCUUCUGUCCAGUUUGAGGGUCUGACAGGGUCUGGAUCACAAGGUGUAAAUAGACUGUCGUUCCAGGUGUUUUGACGAUGAUUCAGUGAGGGGUUUUUCUCUUGUUCUCUCCUUUUGUUUUGAGCUGAUUGUUUCCUUCAUGAACGUUAGUGAUGAAACAAAGUUGAUUCAGUUCAGAAAUGAUUGAUUUGUUACAGAAACCUGAAACCAAUAGAUUUCCCAGGUGAGAACGUGAAGAAAAACCCGGACAACCUUUGUAGAAGCUGUUUUUACAGUUAUUGUUAAAUUGGAUGUUGAAGCUCAAUAAAGGUUCCACUGAUUCUGA
This is a messenger RNA of Melanotaenia boesemani (Boeseman's rainbowfish), 1477 nucleotides long. It is a transcript of the gene stard15, whose product is annotated as StAR-related lipid transfer (START) domain containing 15. NCBI's taxonomy places the organism in Eukaryota, Metazoa, Chordata, Actinopteri, Atheriniformes, Melanotaeniidae. Gene Ontology annotation, molecular function: lipid binding. The transcript has 7 exons. Bases 202 to 987 code for a protein of 261 amino acids. The record is from RefSeq and is a predicted model, not a curated record.